CCCAACAUGUAAAAUCCGUGAAAAACAUCCGGUGUACUGCGCUUUACUCUCCUUAGGGUUGUGCAUUAUUCGAACCGACCUGAAACAGCGAGGCGCCGCUUCCCGUCCGCCCUCGCCGUUCUAGCUCAUUUCUCCGCCGCAUCCGGUCAGUCCGCGAGCAUCAUCCCCAGAAAAGCCAUGGCAAAGAAGCGAGAUAGAGUGACAAAUCCGGAGCCAUUUCUUGCUGGAGCAGAUGAGAGUUCAAAAGCCUCUUCCCGCAAACGCUCUAAAGCUCCGAAAUCCCACCAGGAACAACAGAAGGUAUUAUCUUCUGGUAUGAGCUCCAAGAUACUGAAGGAGGCUUUAAUUCAGCAGAAAGAAGUUGAAGAGGAAGAGGCUCAACAGCAGAACCAUGGCGGCUUAGUUUUUAAAAAAGAUCUUUUACCUGAGGUUGAGGAGGAGGAGAAUGAUGACAACGAUGAUAAUGAUGAUUUAGACAACUUUACAGGGUUUUCUGAAACCAAUGAAUAUGUUGACGUAGAGGAUAAGGUUGAUGAAGAAGAGGAAAGGUUAUUGGCAGCUUUUUUAUCAACAGAUGAUCGUCCCCAGAGGACUUUGGCCGACAUUGUCAUAGAGAGGCUAAAAGAAAAGGAUGCCCAAGCUUCUACAGAUCUGCAAGUGAUGCCCAAUUUAGAUGUGUCCAUUAUUAAUUUGUACAAAGAAGUUGGCCAAUCUCUUAGCAAAUACACAUCAGGGAAAAUUCCAAAAGCUUUUAAACACAUACCUGCAAUGAGGAAUUGGGAGGAUGUCUUGUAUCUGACUGAACCGGAUAAAUGGUCACCAAAUGCUAUGUACCAAGCCACACGACUUUUUGCUUCAGCUAUGGGUACGUCAAAGGUAGAGCGCUUUUACAAGUUUGUAUUGCUUCCACGUGUCAGGGCAGAUAUUAAGAAAAACAAGAAGCUGCAUUUUUCCCUACAUCAAUCUUUGAAGAAAGCUCUUUUUAAACCAGCUGCCUUCAAUAAAGGAAUCUUGUUCCCGUUGUGUGAGUCACGAACUUGCACUACACAGGAGGCUAAAAUUUUCAAAGGGGUUCUUCAGAAGUCAUCUUUUCCAGCCCUUCAUGCUAGUGUUUCACUGCUGAAGCUUGCCGAAAUGGAAUACUGUGGCACAACAAGUUUCUUCAUACAGAUACUGAUCGAAAAGAAAUAUGCUUUGCCAUACCGUGUCCUCGAUGCCAUGGUUGCCCAUUUCUGGAGAUCCUAUGAAGAGCCAAAGGUUAUGCCUGUGAUCUGGCACUUGUCCCUUCUCUGCUUUGUGCGAAGAUACAAAGCUGAUUUACUGAAAGAAGAUAAAUCUAGUAUCAUCAGACUGGUGGAAAAACAAAGGCAUCACUUAAUUACUCCUGAAAUACUGCAGGAGUUGAAUAAGAGCAGAAGUCGCGGGGAAAAGGAAGCGGAUCCCAUGCCGAUAUCCACUCCCGUUUGUGUUAUGAAUAAAACGAUUGAUGAAGAUAGGUUCGAUAUCCCUGAAGUUCCCAUGGAGGAGGAUUAAAGUAUUUGCUGGGGGCACUGGCCUCUGAGUGAGAUUGUUCUUUAAAUUUUGACUCUUUGUGUUUGCAGUAGGUGCCACCUAUUUUUGUUUUCUCUUUCAAAUGUAUACUGGGAUUUGAUAGUUUUGGUGCUACUGUUAUGUGUUUCAAAUGUUAUUCUAUAUGCAACUUGUUUCAAAUGUUUCUUUGAAUUUUUAACCUUAUUUUUCAUAGGUCAAGUUUUAAUUUUUUUAUUAUAUAAUUUCAUCUAUUACUCUCUUCUUUCCAAAUUGAUUUGUUCAUUUUGGCUUUAGGAUGAUUAAGAAGACCAUUGAAAGAUAUUGAACAUUCAAAAAUGAAUGUUUGUAAUUUAU
Molecule: messenger RNA, 1884 nt
Organism: Cuscuta campestris
Lineage: Eukaryota; Viridiplantae; Streptophyta; Magnoliopsida; Solanales; Convolvulaceae
Source: the annotation of a GenBank genome assembly